AAGGGAGAAGAGGCUGCCAAGCGUUGCUCUCACUCUCACACGGCUCUCACUCACUCUGUCCCGCUGCAACAGGGAGCCGCCAUGGCCAUCGACGCCAACUGCCGCCGCCUGCAGGCCUCGCUUCGAUCCAGCCGCCCAAGACCUCUCCACGCCAGUUCCAUCCUAUCCUCCCCGGCCACCGCAGCUCGCCGCCUCGCCUGCCGGAGCCCCGCGUCCCAGCCGCCGUCACCCGAGCUUGGCCAUGGCGCCGCCAACAGGAGCUCCGCCCGCCUCCGGCCAUGUCCUCGGCCGGCUCCUACAGCCCAGCGCCCGUCUCGGCCUCCUCCACACCGAGCAGCAGCUCGUCGGAGCACGAGCUCCACCGGCUCCCGCCGCCGCCCUGCUCCGUUCAUCGCCUUCUCCGCCAGAUCCGGCGAGGCCCUGCGUUCCCAGCCUCGUCCCCGCCUCCAGGUCGCGGCGCCGUACCACCGGAGACCAGCAGCGCUGUCGCACUCCGUGUCCUAUCCCUGCUCCCGUAUGUGCGCACCAGCACCGAGUCGGCUUUCUGGUGAGACCCCAGUCCUGCCUCAGCCACUACGCCUGAAGCCGCCCCGCCGCAGCGCGCUCCCUCGCAUGCAGCCGACGCACCGCGACGCCUCGCCCCAACAAGCACGCCGGCCGCCUUAGCUUCCUCCGUCGCGACGCCUCGGCGCACGAAGGUGCCUCGCCAAGCAGAGUGAGGAGUUGCGGGCUAGGCUAGCCUGCCGCAAGCGCGCCCGCGAGCUCACCCCCGUGCCGGCCAAGGCCACCUUCAGGCCUUCGGCGACUCCCUGUCCGCCGCGCCCUCGAACGCCCGCCACGACGCCGCGCCCCAUUACUGGCCUCGGGCGGCGUGGAUGCCGGCGGCAAGAGGAGGCGCGUGCCAGGCGGUGGAGGACGGCGCGCGGGCGUCAGCGACAAGCGGCGUGCCCGGCGGUGGAGUAUGGCAAUGGAUAAGCGGCGGCGGAGAACGGCAAUGGACGCAGGGGCUUUUUGCAAAAUCCAACAGUUUUCUCCUAGAACACAUUAAAAUAGGACUGCGGGUUAAUUUCUUGUAAACCAAGAGGCUUUUAUGCAAAAUCGCCAGCGACGACGGACGACAGUGACCC
This is a messenger RNA of Triticum aestivum (bread wheat), 1127 nucleotides long. Its product is annotated as serine/arginine repetitive matrix protein 1-like. The record is from RefSeq and is a predicted model, not a curated record. Bases 82 to 666 code for a protein of 194 amino acids. The transcript has 2 exons. NCBI's taxonomy places the organism in Eukaryota, Viridiplantae, Streptophyta, Magnoliopsida, Poales, Poaceae.